AUGACUGCACAUAAUCAUACCGAAUGCGAGACUACAUACAGUGGAAAAUCAUAUCUCAACAAUGAACAAAUCAUUUCCUUAAUCACACUGAAUGUUACUGUCAUGAUUUUAAAUCUUAUUUUCAACAGUGCUGUCAUCUAUGGUCUGAUUGCCACAAAACAAGUUAAAAACUACUCUUUAAAACUCAUUUUAUAUUUGAGUAUAAAUGAUUGUUGCCUGGCAUUAAUAACACAAACUCUCUUUACAGUAAUGCUUGUAAAGUUUGAAGAUAAAUCACAUUGUGAUUUUGAAACUAUUGUUCAAUUUUUUGCCAUCUUUUUUACGCAUAUAUCUGCUUAUAUAAUUGCAUUGAUUGGUUUUGAUCGAUAUAUCCAUAUGCGAUAUCUUAAUCGAUAUGCUCAAGUGAUAACAAACACACGAGUAAUGAUAAUGCUCACAGCAGUUGUGUUGCUGUCACUAACGCAAGCAACGGUCUAUGUACUUGGAACGCAGUUAAAUUUUCUUUCAAAGGCAAAACGAAUUAUCGUUGGUAUUGAUGCAGUCAUUGCAAUCAGUGUCUUCACUGCUUAUAUUAUGACAGUGAGGGUUGUAAAGGGACAUUCUAAACGCACUGAAUGUAGAGAUAUGUUAAAAGCCGUUGACACUACUGUUACACGUACAGCGUCAAGAAUACUGACAGCUAUUGUCAUAUUCUAUAUUCCUUACAUCAUCGUCUCGUUCACACAUGCGGCUGUUAGUGAAAAGUGGGAUGGAAAUAAGAAACAAUGGCUUGAGUAUGCAUUAUUACUUAGUUUUGUAUUAACCUAUUGUAAUUCUUUUGUAAACGCAAUUAUUUUUUUGAGCUUGAACAAGAAGGUGAGGAAAUACGUUGCAAAUCCAGUAAUGAGAAGAUCGCAGGAAAUCACAGCAACAGCCAAAGAAAAUACAAGCACUGAAAUCACGCAAAUGUAA
Messenger RNA from Hydractinia symbiolongicarpus, 951 nucleotides. RefSeq lists its product as uncharacterized. The transcript has a single exon. Gene Ontology annotation, biological process: G protein-coupled receptor signaling pathway. The record is from RefSeq and is a predicted model, not a curated record. Gene Ontology annotation, molecular function: G protein-coupled receptor activity. NCBI's taxonomy places the organism in Eukaryota, Metazoa, Cnidaria, Hydrozoa, Anthoathecata, Hydractiniidae. Bases 1 to 951 code for a protein of 316 amino acids. Gene Ontology annotation, cellular component: membrane.